CCGGACCAGACAAUAGACAUGACUGAGCAGAAGAAGCAGCUCCCUCCUCUUCCCCACCACCACCGCAUGGAGCUCGACGUCCAUUCUUUUCUUAAUUCCCGGAACGACCGCCGCGACGGCGACGGCGACGACGACGAAGAAGACGACGGCGACGAAGAAGAUGAAGACUGGAGAUCCUUCCCUCACCGGACCAUCGAGGAAAUCCUCAACGAGUCCCUUUCCGAUUCUUCCCCUUCUCCUCCUCCUUCUCCUUCUCCUUCUCCUUCUCCUCCUUCCUCGUCUCCUCCGUCCUCGCCCCGGCAGCGAAGCCAACCGUCCGUCGGCGUCUCCUUGGACGCCUUCAGAUCCCCGGUGUCCCCACCCCCUCCUCGGCCUCCUCCGUUGCCCGAUCAUCAUGAUAAGAAGCCCAGUCCUUCCAAUUCUCGACCGAAGCCUCCCGAUUCCGUCCUCCGGGCACCGUCUUCUUCUAGGCAGCUGCCUUCCCUUUUUGGCGGGGUGAGGUCCAGUGCCAAGCCCGGGGCUGCCCUCGCCGCCGCAGCCGCCGCCUCCCGCUCCCUCCCCACCCCUCACGCCGCCGCUCUCAAGUCCCGUAGGGCUCUCCUCACUCCUUCCUCCUCCUCCUCCUCCUCCUCUUUUCCUUCCGUCUCCAAUUCCCAUGAUGCCUUGGACUCUUCCGUUGACGCGCUCCGUGGCUUGGAUGGUCAGUUGAGGUUGCAGCACGACGAGGAUGAUGCGGAGGGCGAUGAUAGUAAGAUGGGCGAAUUCCAAUCCGCUUUAGGGCAUGCCGUUGAUCUUGCUCCUGAAGAUCGCCUCGAAGCUGAAUCUCCAGCGCUUGAGGAGAAAAAGGAGGAGGAGGAAGAAGCGGAAUUGGUUAGCUCCCCUCCUGCCCGACAAGAUUCCACCGUCGAGUCCCCUGCAGAUUCUCUUCUUCAGGUUGACCAGGUCGCUGACAGUGCGCUUGUGGACCACGUGAUAAUCGGCGAUGACACUCCGGCGCUCUCCAUUCCCAACGAUUCCCAUGAGAAGGAUGCAGGUGACGAGGAAGCUCUUGAAAAGCGUGGCCUUUCUGGAGAUAGGGAUGAUGCGAUCUCAGCAGCUGACAUAGAUGAGCUCGUCCAAGAGCGAAUUGAGGAGUUGGAAAGCAAGAGGAUGAGCGAGAAGCCCGAGAAGAAAGCGCAGAAGAAGCCUCUCGAGUUGGCUGAAGAGAUUGAGAGGAAACAGGCAUCCACAGGUCUCCACUGGGAAGAGGGUGCAGCGGCUCAGCCAAUGAGGCUUGAGGGUGUCCGCAGGGGAUCCACCACAUUGGGAUACUUCGAUGUUGAUUCCGACAAUGCUAUCACCCGGACCAUUUCUUCUCAGGCAUUCAGACGCGACCAUGGCUCCCCCCAAGUCUUGCGGGUUCAUCCUAAUUUCAUUGCCGUUGGGAUGUCAAAAGGGGUCAUCCUUGUUCUGCCCUCUAAGUAUUCUGCCACUCAGGCUGACAACAUGGACGCCAAGAUGAUGAUUCUUGGGUUGCAAGGGGAUCGAUCUCAUGCCUCAGUAACUUCCAUGUGCUUCAAUCAGCAGGGAGAUCUGCUCUUAGCUGGUUAUGGUGACGGUCAUAUUACAGUCUGGGAUUUGCAGAGAGGAUCAGCCGCCAAAAUUAUUAGUGGGGAACACACAGCACCAGUGUUACACACACUGUUUCUAGGUCAGGAUUCUCAAGUUACUCGUCAAUUUAAGGCAGUUACAGGUGAUAGCAAUGGACUGGUUUUGUUGCAUACUUUAUCAGUAGUUCCCUUGCUUAAUCGGUUCUCCGUCAAAACACAGUGUCUUCUUGAUGGUCAAAAGACUGGGACUGUGCUAUCAGCAUCACCUCUUCUAUAUGAUGAAUUUGUUGGAGUGGCUUCAAUGUCCUCCCCGGGGAACAGUAGCGCUUCAAGUAGCAGUAUUGGUAGCAUGAUGGGUGGUGUUGUUGGGCCAGAUGCUGGUUGGAAACUAUUCAAUGAAAGCACCUCUUUGAAUGAAGAAGGCGUGGUCAUAUUAGUCACCCACCAAACUGCUCUGGUGGUAAGGCUCAGUCCUGCUUUAAAAGUUUAUGCAACAUUGUCUAGGCCAGAUGGUGUUCGGGAGGGGUCCAUGCCAUAUACUGCAUGGAAGUGCAUGGUGCAAGCAUAUAGUUCUCCUGAUGAAAGUGCUCCCGAAGCAGCCACCGAACGAGUCUCAUUGCUUGCUAUUGCUUGGGAUCGGAAAGUUCAAGUUGCUAAGCUGGUCAACUCGGAACUGAAAGUUUAUGGGAAGUGGUCUCUUGACAGCACGGCUGUAGGAGUUGCCUGGUUAGAUGACCAGAUGCUCGUGGUUCUGACAGUUGAUGGACAGCUUUGCCUAUUCUCAAGGGAUGGUAAUAUGAUUCACCAGACAAGUUUUGCUGUUGAUGGUGUUGCUGGAGAUGAUGUCAUGGCAUAUCAUACAUACUUCAAUAAUCUGUUUGGAAACCCUGAGAAAGCUUAUCACAACUCUAUGGCUGUGAGGGGCGCGUCUAUUUACAUUCUUGGACCUGUGCAUCUUGUUGUUUCACGCCUCCUACCUUGGAGGGAAAGGAUUCAGGUUUUACGGAAGGCAGGUGAUUGGAUGGGUGCCUUGAACAUGGCUUUUACACUGUACGAUGGCCAAGCCCAUGGGGUCAUCGACCUCCCUAGGACACUGCAAGCUGUUCAAGAUGCCAUAAUGCCUUACCUGGUGGAGUUGCUUUUUUCGUAUGUAGAUGAGGUAUUUUCUUAUAUUUCAGUGGCAUUUUGCAAUCAAAUUGGCAAAGUACAACAAAUGGAUGACCACAUGACUAGAAGCAGUUCUGUACGUAAUGAAAUAAAAGAACAAUUUACCCGCGUCGGUGGUGUUGCUGUCGAAUUUUGCGUACACAUCAACAGAACGGACAUUCUUUUUGAUGAGAUCUUCUCCAGAUUUGUUGCUGUUGAACAUAGAGACACAUUCUUGGAGCUUUUGGAGCCGUAUAUAUUGAAGGAUAUGCUCAGCUCUCUGCCUCCUGAGAUAAUGCAAGCAUUGGUGGAACACUAUAGCAGCAAAGGGUGGUUGCAGCGAGUGGAACAAUGUGUCCUUCACAUGGACAUAUCUUCCUUGGAUUUCAAUCAGGUUGUUAAAUUAUGCCGGGAGCAUGGGUUAUAUUGUGCAUUGGUGUAUCUUUUCAACCGUGGAUUGGAUGAUUUCAGAUCACCUCUGGAGGAGUUGUUGGUAGUCUUUUGCAAGAGUCCGAAGGAGAGUGCUGCUGCCCUUGGGUACAGGGUGCUUGUUUAUCUAAAGUAUUGCUUUUCUGGUCUUGCUUUCCCCCCUGGACACGGAAGUAUUUCCCCACCCCGCCUUCCCUCUCUUAGGACAGAACUUUUGCAGUUUUUACUGGAAAAGUCAGAAACUUCAAGAGCGUUGUCUGAAGGAGUCUAUUGUAAUUUGUAUCAUCUCUUAGAAUUAGAUACUGAAGCUACUUUAGAUGUUUUAAGAUGUGCUUUUGUAGAAGAUGAAAUCCAAAAAUCUGAUUUUCCUACACAUGACUCAGCCAACCUAGUCGUGGAGAUGGGAUUUGAUCCUACCAGGGAAAACAAAAUGGUUCAGGAUUUGGUAAAUGCUCUCAUUUGUAUCCUUGACGAGGACAUCUUUCAAGUAGAUGGUCAUGGAGGGUCUAAUAAUAAAUCUGCAGAUACCUGGCCUUCAAGAAUAGACAUUGGACACCUUUAUGAGUUCAUUGCAUCUUUUGUUACUCGUGAAAGAGCAAAAAUUCCAAAAGACAUUUUGAACCGGAUUUUAGAGCACUUAACAUCAGAAAAUGCUUCUCUACCAGGAGAGGAACGUAAUAAAAUAAGAGAAAAGCAGGUACUUUCCCUUCUGGAAACAGUGCCUGAGAAUGAGUGGGAUGCGUCUUACAUCUUACGCCUAUGUGAAAGAGCACAAUUUUAUGAGGUUUGUGGCUAUAUUUAUACUAUCCAAGAUCAGUAUAUUGCUGCUUUGGAUAGUUAUAUGAAAGAUGUGAAUGAACCCAUACAUGCCUUUGCCUACAUCAACAAUGCUUUGCUACAUCUCAAUGAGACUGAGCAUGCUGCUUUUCGCUCGGCAGUUUUUUCUCGAAUUCCAACGCUGGUUGACUUGAGUAGAGAAGGAACAUUCUUGUUGGUUAUUGAUCAAUUCAGUACAGAAGGUUCACGGAUUCUCUCUGAACUGAACUCCCAUCCAAAAAGCCUUUUUCUAUAUUUAAAGACAAUAAUUGAAGUUCACUUCUCUGGCACCCUUAAUUUCUCAUGCUUGAGGAGUAAUACUGAUACCCCUGAUGGAACAAGUGGACAUGCUCAGUUAAGAGGAGUUGAGAUGUACUUGGAGAGAAUCUCUGAUUUCCCUAAGUAUUUGCGCAACAAUCCUGUUCAUGUCACUGAGGAAAUGAUUGAACAUUAUUUUGAGUUACUAUGUCAAUAUGACCGCCAUUCAGUUCUUAAAUUCUUGGAGACAUUUGAUAGCUACCGGGUGGAGCACUGUUUGCAACUUUGUCAGGAGUAUGGAAUCACAGAUGCGGCUGCAUUUUUGUUGGAAAGGGUUGGUGAUGUUGGGAGUGCUCUCUUGCUUACACUGUCGAGCCUCAGCGAAAAAUUUGAGAAACUCGAUGCUGCUAUCAUAGACGCCACUUCUGAGGUGACACGAGGCGAUUCCUAUAGCUUGGAUCAUUUCAGCGCUGUAUUAAGAAUGGAGGAGGUGAAUGAUAUACGGAGAACAUUGGAUCUUUGUAUUGGAUUAUGCCAGCGCAAUACGCCUCGGUUGAAUCCUGAAGAGUCGGAGACCCUGUGGUUUAAAUUGCUUGAUUCGUUUUGCGAACCAUUACUGGGCUUACCUACUGGCAAAAUUGCAUCCAUGGAGGUGAAUAGUGAUGGAAUAUAUAGCAAAUCCCAGGAUGAUGACGCAUUACCCAUAAUUAAAUGGACUCUGAAUUCUCAUAGAGGUUCUCCUACUUUGAGAAAAUUGUUAUCUCAAUUCAUCAAAGAAAUCGUCGAGGGAAUGAUAGGAUAUGUUCGGCUUCCGACUAUCAUGUCUAAACUCCUCUCUGAAAAUGGUAGCCAGGAAUUCGGUGAUUUCAAACUUACCAUUUUAGGGAUGCUCGGGACCUAUGGCUUUGAAAGAAGAAUUCUGGAUACUGCUAAGUCCUUGAUAGAGGAUGACACGUUUUAUACUAUGAGCGUGCUGAAGAAAGGAGCAUCCCAUGGGUAUUCCCCUCGGAGUCUAGUGUGCUGUAUAUGCAAUUGUCUUCUCAACAAGAAUUCGUCUAGCUCCACAGUUUGUGUGUAUAAUUGUGGUCAUGCCACUCAUAUCCAAUGUGAAAUUACAGAAAGCGAAACCUCAAGCAAAGGAUCUUCAUCUGGGUGUCCAGUCUGUUUGCCUAAGAAGAAGAGUCAGAAAUCGGGAAGUAAAUCAGUCCUUGGAGAGAAUGGUCUAGUAAGUAAGCUUUCAUCAAGACAUCAACAGUUGCAAGGGGCUAACAUCCUUGCUUCACACGAGAGAAUCAACGAUGCACUAGACAACACUUACAGCCUUCAGCAAAUAUCAAGGUUCGACAUAUUGAAUAGUCUCCAGAAGGGCCAGGAAUCAAUUCAAAUCGAAAGCCUACCUCAGUUGAGGCUCGCACCUCCUGCUGUUUACCAUGAAAAGGUGAAGAAGGCGACUGACUUUUUAACAGGAGAAAGUAGCGGUGAUCUUAUUAAGGCAGAGAAAGCGAGUAGAAAGAGACAGCUUAGGGAACUCAAAGCAAAGGGAUCAUCAAUUCGUUUUCCACUGAAAACAAAUAUAUUUGGAAAGGAGAGAACCAGCAACCGCUGAUUGCCUGAUACCGAGGGCUUCCAUUGUUCAGUCAACUAUAGGUGAAUUAUUUAAAUUUUUUUAGUGUCUCACUGAUGGCCUUGCCCCAACCCAAUAGAAAUAGAAUUGCUUGGUUGUACAUACUAAGAUGACAUAUGCAGAGUCAUAUGUAGGCGUUGAACUUGUGUAACAGAGCAUGAUGCUUGUUCUCUGUUGUUCAAAAUUUAUAAAGGAAUCAUUACAUAA
Messenger RNA from Syzygium oleosum, 6069 nucleotides. RefSeq lists its product as uncharacterized. The record is from RefSeq and is a predicted model, not a curated record. Gene Ontology annotation, biological process: protein targeting to vacuole; endosomal vesicle fusion. Lineage: Eukaryota; Viridiplantae; Streptophyta; Magnoliopsida; Myrtales; Myrtaceae. The transcript has 19 exons. Gene Ontology annotation, molecular function: protein binding. The coding region runs from base 19 to 5844 and encodes 1941 amino acids. Gene Ontology annotation, cellular component: HOPS complex; late endosome.